AGAGCGCUCGUUUACAGGAGACCUUGCCCGCUUUCUCCGUGGGCGUUCUCCCGCCUAGACCACCCACACCCGCGGGAAGAUGGCUGUCAGCUACAGUCAUUGCGCAGAUCGUCGCCUCCCAAGCUCCACUUUCACCUCUAGCCCUCGUCCCUACCCAUUUCAACCCACGAUGGUGGACCUCGUGCUUCAGAAGACCUCGCGCACACAAGAAGAGACCCGACUCACGAAUCGUUCCCUCUUGCAGCUUCUUCAAUUCGUGAUCUUGGCCCGCUGGUGCUCAGAGGGCCUAUGGCAGGCAGUCGACGCCCUAAGAAUGCAAAUCCAGACACGCACACCCACAAGCUGUCAACGAUGUCACGAAUCCCAACAUGGCUACAACAUUUCCCUUGUAUCUGAGUUGGCGGAUGCUAGAGUGAAAGGCUCUUGCCAGUCGCUCAUCUUGUCAUGCGUUUGCUAGCCGUGCGCUCGGCCAGGCUCAGGUCAAAGCGUCUUGCUAAUUCCACCGACGACGUCCGGCGUGGUGUAUGUUGUGCCCCUGGCCGGUCGCGUGUCGAUUCUUUUUGUGGGAAAUGCUUCUCAACGUCAGGCAAUCACCAGCUCCUUGCGCCACACUGCCAUUCGAACAACGGGGGCGACUGCUUGGACACGCAGAUCAUAGUACUGGUGGAGAGACGAAGAGGUUCCCAACUCGAACCAACUUCAAUGAUGGGCAUUGAUCUGCAGCACUCUUUGAGAUCAAGAAUUCGAGGACGUCCCAGUCUUGCCAAACUUCGUUGCCCCGCUGACUCGUUCGCAAGUGCCCGAGAGUCCCGCCAGGCAGGCAAGCACACCCUACCAAAAUGUCGCUACAGCUGUGACACGUGCGGUCUGACUCAUGACUUCUCGGAGACGUCCAGACGAUCGAGUCAAUGCUCCCCUUGACCUGAUCGGCCCCGCUUGGCCGUCUGAGCGUAAUAAAAGGUCCUAAACGCUAGUGUGGUGCAUUACCGAUACGGCUCCUUCUCUGUGACCGGCGUGCGUGGCGCAAAGUCGUGAGUGCCGCGUGCCGCUACUCGCUCACCCACAUUCACGAUUCACAUCGCCCCGGCACGAAAGCCGCUUGCCGAGAGACGUGGUGGUCCCACACCUCAUCAAAGCAAGUCGACACACGAGGCUUGCCACUAGGCAUCUCGCUUGGGUACAGGACCCAAAAAUAGCACACCACUGUCAAAUUACCUGCCCUCUUUCGGAGCUUGACCACUCUUCGGACUCCAUGCCGUCGAGUCGAGGAGAAAGAUGAUGUCUUUCCAAACCCGGGCAGUCUGCACUAGCGACGCAGCAUCUCUCUACGUACGGUCAAUGCUGCACCUACCCAUGCGCCUUGGACUGCAGGAAGUGUGAGCUUGCCUCCCGUGCGCACCACUUGCAAGUCCAGUCGCAUCUAGACUGCUGUUGCCACCAUGUACUCUCUCAUUCAAGCCUGCCGCUGGGGGAGCAGCAACGCACGAUUGGAUGAGGACUAGAGCUCAGUGUCUGUCUCCGACCUCGACUCGAGAUAGACUUGCACCUUGUGACGCACAGCACUUGAAUCCGUGUGCUGCGACGGCUCCACGUAUCUGGUCCCACAUGCGCUCGACCCGCCAAGGGCGUGGCUCGGUACCUCUAAGGUGCCUCUUUUUCAAGGCAAAGUCCAACCCCGCAUAUUCAAAGAUUUCAUUCUGGAGCUGCGUCUAACAUGCGGGUGUCAAGCGGUCAGGACGAGACAGAGCUUGCCACUGAUGAACAUCGCCCUCUUCUCUGCUCAAAGCGAAUGACCCGCAUCAAGUCAAUCAAUGGCUCGGAUGAAUGCCCGGGUUCGCGCUCGCGUUCGCGUUUCUGUCUGCUUAUAGAGCAGCGCCUUGCCACCCCGGCUCUGGAUGCUUUGUGCGGGCUGCGGACCUGCGCUUACCCAAGCUGUAUAAAUGCAAAGGUCUCUUCCGGGAAACCUUCAUCUCACACUCCCCAACCUCCUCUCGUCGAGAAAAGCACCUCAAGCUGGUCUUGAACCCAUCCAUCGUCCAACACUACUCGAUAGGCGCUGCGCGUCUUUCUACCCUGCACCUGCUCAACACCGUAACUAGUCGCUCGAAGCUCACAGCGCUUUCGCGUCACUUCACCUACCUGCAAGCAAGCACGACUGUUGCACUCGCAUCA
Ceraceosorus bombacis is the source of this 2172-nucleotide messenger RNA. The record is from the annotation of a GenBank genome assembly. NCBI's taxonomy places the organism in Eukaryota, Fungi, Basidiomycota, Exobasidiomycetes, Ceraceosorales, Ceraceosoraceae.